Metarhizium brunneum ARSEF 3297 is the source of this 1359-nucleotide messenger RNA. RefSeq names its product Cellular nucleic acid-binding. Gene Ontology annotation, molecular function: translation regulator activity; mRNA binding; zinc ion binding. Lineage: Eukaryota; Fungi; Ascomycota; Sordariomycetes; Hypocreales; Clavicipitaceae. The record is from RefSeq and is a predicted model, not a curated record. Gene Ontology annotation, cellular component: cytoplasm. Gene Ontology annotation, biological process: positive regulation of cytoplasmic translation.
AUGGGAGACUGGGGAAAUUCUGGUGACAACUGGGGAUCAGCUGGAGGCAAUGAUUCAGGAUGGAAUCAGCCUCAAGUAAAAUGCGGUGCUUGUAGUCAGGAAGGCCACGAGGAGGCGAACUGCCCCAACCAACAUACGGAAGCUGGCAAUGAUGACGCCAACAACAAGUGUUUCAACUGCGGUGAAACUGGCCACCGAGCUGCCGAUUGCCCGACUCCUCGAGACACCGCUUGCCGUUAUUGCAAGAAGGAGGGGCAUAUGAUUCGGGACUGCCCAGACAAGCCGCCCAUGGUGUGUGACAACUGCGGCCAGGAAGGUCAUAUGCGGAAGAACUGUGAGAAUGCGCGGGUCAUCAACAGAGAUCAUGUUGCCGAUAUUUCUCCUGAGGAAGCUCUGUCCAAGCUCAAGACUGCUUGCUCUGAGCGAGAUGUCGACGACGCGAAAGAAGCGCUUCAGGAGUACGUCAAAGCCAUCGGAGGAGACACCACCUACCGCCAGCUGCAGUCUCUAUUUAUUGAUCAAGGCAUCAAUCUUUGGUUCAUUGCUACUGAGCGUCAACUCGUAAAUGUCUUCACCAAUAUGGACCUUCAAGGCCAUACUGGAAAGAAGUACACAAUCUCGUACAGGUUCUCAGAGAAACCCGAACGCCCUCGUGAGGCUGAAGCGUUUCCAAAGAGCCGCGAGGAACUCUUGGAGAGGCUUGAUGAUGCUGGUGAGGUAGUCGACACCGGUCUUCGGAAGUGCCACAACUGUGGUGAAUUAGGGCACUCCAGCAAGUUCUGCACUCAGGAGAAGGUCGAGAAGAAAGCCCAGCCUGCCAUUUCGUGCAGCAACUGCGGCGGCGAGGGCCAUCGUAUUCGGGACUGCCCCGAACCACGAGUAGACAAGUUUGCCUGCCGAAACUGCGGAAAAUCUGGCCACAAGGCUUCUGAUUGUGAAGAGCCUCCCAAUUUGGACAAUAUGGAGUGUCGGAAAUGCGGUGAAAAGGGCCACAUGGGUAAGGAUUGCCCACAGGGAGGUAGUCGAGCCUGUCGCAACUGUGGGCAGGAAGGUCACAUGGCCAAAGAGUGCGAUCAGCCGCGUAACAUGGAUAAUGUUACAUGCCGUAACUGCGAAAAGACUGGGCAUUUCAGCAGAGACUGCCCUGAGCCAAAAGAUUGGAGCAAGGUGCAGUGUUCAAACUGCCAGAAGUUCGGACAUACCAAAGUCCGCUGCAAGGAACCACUUGUUGCUGAUGAUGACGGCGGCUUCCCCGAUACAGCUGAAAAUUCCAAUGGCGUUACCACGGAUUCGGCUUGGCCAAGUGGCAAUGGAGGCGGCCAGUCCGGUGAGCUCACUGCCGAGAAUUGCGGAUGGUAA